Molecule: messenger RNA, 792 nt
Organism: Rotaria socialis
Lineage: Eukaryota; Metazoa; Rotifera; Eurotatoria; Philodinida; Philodinidae
Source: the annotation of a GenBank genome assembly
AUGUGUAAACAAUGUAUUAAUAUAAUGGGUGGUCAAAAAGCAUGUCCACAAGAUCAAGUUUCAUUUGGAAAUACACCAAUUGAUCAAUUACCAACAAAUUAUCCAUUAUUAAUGAUGAUUUAUCGUCCAUCAGAAUUACCUAAAGAUCAUAAACAACGUCAUUAUCAAUGUCGAUCUUAUAUAGAACUUGAUGAUGAAAAAAAAUCAUAUUUCAAUGAUCUUGAAAAAGGUUUUGGUGACAUAUCAGUUAUAAUUAUGCAAAUGAUUAAUAAUAAAAAUUAUCAAUCAAUAUUCAGUCGUUCAACGAUACGAAAAUUAUUUAGUGUAUUACAUAGUCAAUAUAUUACUAAUGAAGGUUGUAUCAAAUUUCUUCAAGUAGCAAGUAAUCUUGGUGAAUAUAUAAGUAUUGAUUUUAUUCUUCAUUAUCAAAAUCAUCAAGAAUUAAAAAAUAAUCUUGAAUCAGCUCUUGGUUUACAACAAGGUCAAUUUCCUGAACCAGCAAUACAAGAAAAGAUAUUAAAAUUCAUUAUUCUAUUAAUUAGAUGUAGUGGAAUAUCAUCGGAACAACAUCUUAUGUAUUCUAUUUUACAAUUAGUAGAACGAAAAGAUCAAAUAACCAUUCAACCAAGUGUUGAAUAUAUUGUACGUUUACUUUUUGGUGUACAUUGCUUUGAAAUAGAACCAAUUGGAGAAUUUUCAUCGAUACAACUUAAACCAACAUUUCGAAAUUAUGAAAGUCUUCGUCUUGUAUAUGGCACAGUUGACGUGAGACACAUGACACAUUUGACAUGA